AUUUUGAAUUCGUGGGAAACAGUUCAGGGCAACCAUACAUCCUGCACACUAAUAUGUUUGUCGGAGGUGUAGGUGGCACAGAGCAACGAUUUUAUUUAUGGUUUGAUCCUACCGCUGACUACAAUACAUACACAGUCAUCUGGAAUCCCUUUCAGAUCCUGUUACUGGUAGAUGGAAUUCCUGCCAGAGUGUUUGGCAACUUUGAGGGAGCAGGUGUGCCAUAUCCCAAUGAGAAGCCAAUGAGAAUGUUUUCAAUCUUGUAUAAUGGAGAUCAGUGGGCAACACAAGGAGGCAGAGUGAAAAUUGACUUUUCCCAUGCACCAUUUGUGGCCUCCUUCUCCAAUCUCACACUUGAAGGCUGUGUGUGGAAUAUGGAGGACUUUAAUGGCAGCCUUGCUUUGUGUACCUCCACUACCCAAGGAAAUCACUGGUGGGAUGGACCAGAGUUUAGCAGUUUGAACUAUGCCCAGCAGGGACAUUUGAAGUGGGUUCGUGAUAAUUAUCUUCUUUGUGAUUAUUGA
This is a messenger RNA of Cryptomeria japonica (Japanese cedar), 521 nucleotides long. Its product is annotated as probable xyloglucan endotransglucosylase/hydrolase. Gene Ontology annotation, biological process: carbohydrate metabolic process. The record is from RefSeq and is a predicted model, not a curated record. Gene Ontology annotation, molecular function: hydrolase activity, hydrolyzing O-glycosyl compounds. Bases 54 to 521 code for a protein of 155 amino acids. The transcript has 2 exons. Lineage: Eukaryota; Viridiplantae; Streptophyta; Pinopsida; Cupressales; Cupressaceae.